Messenger RNA from Eupeodes corollae, 1727 nucleotides. RefSeq lists its product as uncharacterized. The record is from RefSeq and is a predicted model, not a curated record. The coding region runs from base 319 to 1299 and encodes 326 amino acids. Gene Ontology annotation, biological process: DNA integration. Gene Ontology annotation, molecular function: nucleic acid binding. The transcript is spliced from 2 exons. NCBI's taxonomy places the organism in Eukaryota, Metazoa, Arthropoda, Insecta, Diptera, Syrphidae.
CAUAAGUCUACACUAAUGCCCAACAAUGUCCCAUUUCACCCUAACUUUACAUUCAGCAAUUAAAAUUCUAAAUUUACUCUCGCUCUCAACAAACAUUGUAAAAUAACGUAACUUUUUUGUAUCAUUAUUCUUGCAUUCCUUUUGUUAUUUAUAUUCUUACAUGCUAAGUCUAACUUUUAAACAGAAAAUUCUUUCUCUUACAUUUUGGACACCACAGAGUACACACCUAACUUGGACAUUGGCAGCCGAAAUAUUGUCAGAAAGGUAGUAAAUGACUGCAUUGAAUGCUUCAAGCAAAGAAAAUCUACUUCCGAACAAAUGAUGGGGAAUCUACCAAUCGAAAGGGUUCGUUUUUCAAGGCCAUUUAGCAAAGUUGGCUGCGAUUAUGCUGGACCUAUCACUCUUCGUUUGGCUCGUGGAAGGAACCCUAAAUUUGUCAAGGGUUACAUAGCUCUUUUUGUUUGCUUUGUGACAAAGGGAGUUCACAUCGAGCUAGUGGGUGAUUUGUCAUCCAGUGCAUUUAUUUUGGCCCUAGACCGCUUUGUAUCGCGCCGAGGAAAACCAACAGAAAUAUGGAGCGACAACGCCACAAAUUUCCAUGGUGCUAAACGGUUUCUCGGGGAAAUGCAUGAAUUGUUAAUGGACCAGCAGCGAAACAAUAUCAUUGCAGAUCAUCUAUCUAAAGACGCCAUUGAUUGGAAAUUCAUACCACCUUCUGCACCCCACUUUGGUGGGCUGUGGGAGGCAGGUGUGAAAUCCGUGAAGAAGCACAUCACACGUGUCAUUGGUGAACAUAUACUUACCUACGAGGAGAUGUAUACUCUUCUCUCCAAAAUCGAAUGUUUACUCAACUCACGCCCAAUGUGGCAAACCUCCGAUUUUGAACCAAUUGCACUUACUCCGUCACAUUUCAUGAUUGGAGAACCAUAUUGUGCAAUUCCUCAACCUGAUUUAAAUUUUUCAAAAUUUUCGAUAAGUUCUAAUUGGCAUCUUUUACAGACUCUCAUGCAAGGUUUCUGGGAGCAGUGGCAUAAGGAAUAUUUGACAUCAUUACAAAACAGACCCAAAUGGCAAAAGGUUCAACGAGAUCUACAGAAAAACGACAUGGUGUUGCUCAAGGAACCGAAUUUGCCACCUUCGAAAUGGAUACUUGGACGAGUCAUAGAAGUUCACCCUGGUGCAGAUGAAAGGAUUCGUGUGGUUACCGUUCGUACCAAGAAUGGUGAUUAUGUUCGACCCAUCGUUAAGCUAGCGCCUUUGCCGUUUUCUGAAAGACCGGAGUCUUCCAGGGGGGGCUGAAUGUUUUGUAAUGAAAAACAUAAGUCUACACUAAUGCCCAACAAUGUCCCAUUUCACCCUAACUUUACAUUCAGCAAUUAAAAUUCUAAAUUUACUCUCGCUCUCAACAAACAUUGUAAAAUAACGUAACUUUUUUGUAUCAUUAUUCUUGCAUUCCUUUUGUUAUUUAUAUUCUUACAUGCUAAGUCUAACUUUUAAACAGAAAAUUCUUUCUCUUACAUUUUGGACACCACAGAGUACACACCUAACUUGGACAUUGGUAACAAAACAUAAAUUGUACAAUACAUUACAUUUAAUUACUUAUAAUAUUGAAUAUUAAAAACAUUUACAUAUACCUAAAUUUACUUAACUUCUUUUUUUGGCAAAGACUUGUUUCUACAAAAUUAAACAUUACAAUACAGUCCACAAACAAACAAACAAAAAAAACU